GACGCGGGCUUGGGCAGUCGGGUAUCCCGUGAGCACUGUUAACAGCAGCUAUCUGCUUCCUCUCGCCGACCCUUUAAGGUUGGUAUCGGAUCAGUCCUGAUUGAAAAAUGAAGACGUUGAGGCACAGAGGGGUUGAAAGUCCUUCGCUGCUUGCAAUUCCCAUCUAUAGCUAGAGCGGUGCUGACCAAUAGGAAUACAGUGCGAGCCAGUUGUGGACUUCUAAAUUUUCCAGCAGCCACAUGGCAAAAAAACAAAAAGAGACUGUCGGAAGCAGCUUGCCUUCAUCUGGCGGGAACAGAAGUACGGCUUUAGUGCCUUGCCUCAGGGCUAUGUCUCUCCUCUGGCUCCCUGCCGUAAUCCAGGGUGAAUGGAACUCGAUUGUUGCAACGAUCAUGGUGAACAUCGGGCUGGUCCAUUAUAUUGAAGACAUUAUGCUUACUGGACCUGGUGGAUCAAGAGGCCUGGCGCAGGCGCUGGUUUGUCCUCCGGCGGGGCCGCAUGAGCGGCAACCCCGACGUGCUGGAGUACUACAGGAGCAAGCACUCGAGCAAGCCCAUCCGCGCCAUCGACCUGAGUGAGUGCGCAGUCUGGAAGCACGUGGGCCCUGGCUUUGUGCGGAAGGAGUUUCAGAACAAUUUCGUGUUCAUUGUCAAGACGACUUCUCGUACCUUUUAUCUGGUGGCCAAGACCGAGGUGGAAAUGCUGGUGUGGGUGUACAGCAUCAGUCAGGUCUGCAACCUCGGCCAGCUGGAGGAUGGUGCAGCAGAUUCCGUGGAGAGCUUCUCUCGCAUGCCCUGCUCCCUCCAGCCAUCCCCUGCCAGCUCCCUUCCCACCUCCUUGCCGAGAGAUGACCUAAGCACGAAUUCCGUAGCCACCGAGGAAAGCAGAAGUGAGUCAGAGUUUCUCUCCCUUCCUGAUUAUCUGAUUCUGUCCAACUGUGAGACUGGAAGACCGCGGCACGCCAGUCUGCCCACCAGAUGUGAUAGCUGGUCAAAUUCAGACCGCUCAUUGGAACAGACUUCAUUUGAUGACGUUUUUGUUGACUGCCUGCAGCCCGUGCCCCCCAGUAACUUGGCCUACCCCUCACGCCAUGGGAGUGGCUCUCAGAAGGCGCCUUCCCUGAGGCCUCAGGCUGCCCUGAUAUGGAGCAGAGAUAUCAAUGGGCCAACCAGGGAUCACUGUUCUUCACCAUUGCCAGAAACUUCCUUAAAUUCCACCGUUCAGGUAGAUAAAAACCAAGGUUCCUUGCCCUAUGAGGCCAAAGAACUAGACAUCAUGUCCAGCAUGCCACCUCCCCGCCCCCCGAAGCCAAGCCAUCUCUCUGAACGGCGCCCAGAGAAGCAGCUCAAGAAGCCAGAGUGCACUAUGGCACCAAGAAGAAUCUCUCUCUCCGGUUUAGAUAACAUGAGGACCUGGAAAGCUGAUGGAGAAGGCCAAUCGUUAAGACAACGAGACAAGCGGCUUAGCUUAAAUUUGCCGUGCGGGUUCUCCCCCAUGUCCCCUACGGCUUCAGGCGGGGCCGAAGACGGCUACGUGCCCAUGGGCCCCCAGGCAGCCAUCUCUGGUCUUGGAGCCCGCUGCAGCCAUGAUGACUACAUCCCAAUGAGCCCAGGAAGCAUCCCAAGCCCGCUGCCUGAGCUGCCUGCGGACCUGGAGCCUCCGCCAGUGAACAGAGAUCUCAAGCCUCAGAGGAAACCACGGCCACCUCCCCUGGACCUGAGAAACCUCUCCACCAUCCGGGAACAUGCGUCUCUAACCAGGACCUGCACUGUACCUUGCAAUCGAACCAGAUUUCUCUCUCCAGAAAGAAAUGGUAUUAAUUCUGCAAGAUUUUUUGCCAAUUCCGUUUCCAGAGAAGAGGAAGAAAGCUACAUCCAAAUGAAUCACAGAACAGCCAACUCCCUAAGCAGCGGUGCUCUGACAUGGACAAAGAAAUUCAGCCUGGAUUAUUUAGCUCUGGACUUCAAUUCAGCAUCACCAGCCCCUAUACAGCAGAAACUUCUCCUUUCAGAAGAGCAAAGAGUCGACUAUGUCCAGGUAGAUGAGCAGAAGACCCAAGCCCUCCAGAGCACAAAGCAGGAGUGGACGGAUGAGAGGCAAUCUAAAGUGUGAGACAUGUGCUUGGGCCAUGUAUGGGGCAGGGAAGCUCAGGGCUUGCUCUGAGUUUUUUUUGCCAGAAUUGCACCGAUGGUCAAUGCAGGUCAAGAUCCAGAGAGAAUCUGUAAUUUCUGUGGGCUUGGCAAGAACCUUGGGGAGAGAGGAUGUAUUUGUACACGCUGAAUGGGGAGGAGAAGGAGGUAGUUUCCCAGCUCCCACCCCCACCCGUCUAGGCAGUGGCCUUCCCCAGCCGUGCUAGCCCAGAGCCUCUGGGAUGCUUGGAGUUGGCUCCGCAGACAUGAGAGGCAGCGAUGGAGGAUUCCAGAGCCAUGGACUGUAAUGUAGAAAACUCCAUUCAUUCAGGCAGGGUAGGAUCAAUAAAAACAAGACUUGGGAGCAUAUUUUCCCCAGAGUUUGGUUGAGAAUCUCUCCAGCGGAGCAUUUGGAGUGCAGAUCAGAGCCAGUGUUGCCACCAGACAGAAUCAUUUGACUUUCAUGCUUGAAAAUUCUGACCUCUCUUCUGUGCUUCCUGGGUCACAAACUAUACUGGCAGAGAGGCUCCUGGAGACCAUUUUGCCCCAGCCCCUGAAGACCUGGUUGAGGGGAUCAAACCCAGAGAUGGUGGCAGAAUCUGCAUUCCUUACUCAAAGAGUCCAACAGACAAAUCAUUUCUAUCCCCAGAGAAAGACAAUUGAAGUGAGAUGGGCAGUCAGUCCCGGGCUCUGUGACAAGCACAUCAGAUGACGCUGGAACUUCCGUUGCCGCUGGCCUUUCUUGGCAUGUUUUCACAUGCAUCAUCUCAUCUCUUUCCUAAAAAACCUCAGAAGCUAGGCUUGGCAGAGAUUGUUGCCCCACUUGGAAGGAAAGAAAACCAAGAACCAGAAGAAGGAACACUGCCUAAGGUCCCUCACAGAGCCAAGACCCAGAGUGAGGCCUAGAAUAGAGUUGGCCCAGCUGCCCAUUGCAGGCUCAUUCCACCAUCUUACGCUGCCUCAGAGGAUUUUGAUGAAAUCUAUUAGUUUGGUGACCCUUGGAGACAUGAGGAACCCGUGCAGACACGAGAUGAGUCAUCAUCUCCUCUCCCUUUCAUAGGAUUUUGAGCAGGUGCUUUCUUGCUUGAAAGGUAUGCAUGUGAAGCCAGGUUUUCUUUGUGUGGUGUUCAAAUGGGAAACUCUCACACAAUCAGUAGUUACCAUUAGAAAUACCUCUUGACGAUCACUGUGAAAUCCGUUCUUGGAUUGCGUGGUGCCCUUGCAGUGUGUUUCCUGUGAGCUGGCUAAUGCUAAUGGAAGAAUUUUUGUCACCUCGGGAAGGCACGAAUCAUCCCUGGCUGUCCUAUGCUGGACCCAAGCUUUUGAGUGAUAGAUAGUUAUGACCAGAAAACAAACACAACACGACAAAACAAAAAACAAUGAGUUCCAUCCUCAAAUUUCCCGAUGAAUUUUUCCCUUCUGUUUUAGCGAUGACUAAAUCCUGAGAGCAAACAGUCCCACUCUGUCGUGAAGGCAUCGUGUCACCCCUUCUUUGAUGGGGCACUGGGGCCCAGGGGACCCAGACAAAAGUCUCAGUCGGGCACAGGGUUUUAUUUAAUGGCCCUUCUUGAUUCUUCUGAGCACCUGCUGCCAGAAGACAAAUUGAACAACUGGGAAGUAAGCAGAUACUGGUCCACCAUUCUGCCUGGCUUUGUGUCUUGUAGGAGGAUGGAUUGACUAGGCAGGCAAGUUGAUGACAGGGCCAGUCGGGGCAGUUGUAGGCUUUGCUGUAGGGUUUUCGGGUUUCAAACUGCCCCAAAGGUAAGUAAGUGUCAGUCCUGGCUUUUCAGAUCAUUAAAGAAGUACUUCUGACGUUCAAAGCAACAGGACCUGGUGACCUCAUUUUCUUCCCAGAGGAAAGUGGGGGGAAAUUGUUGAAUGCUUUAAAUGAUAUAAGAGUCCUUCAUGAGCCGGGAUGGAGAAAUGAGAGGUCCCUGCAGCCCACACCAUGUCACAACACUCAGGUCGGAGCCUGUAAGGAUCUGCCUUCUUCCCUGUGUGACUUGGGAAGAGUCAUUAGAGCCUCAGGCAAGAGGGCUGUCAGUUCUAGAUAGUACCUGCCUUUGCGGGGGGGGGGGGGAUCUGUAUUUAGAUUCUCGAUUACCUGACAGAGGCUGGUGCAGAAAAGUUAUAUGCCCAAGUGCCAAGAACCACCCCAGACUGAAGACAGAUCAGAAAAGAAAAUACAGCUGAAAUUGUGUCAGUAGUGAAAUGGCAUCCAAUUGACCACACCCAAAACCUCUUUCUACAGAAUAUUUCCUGGAAGUAGUGACCACACGAAGCAAUACACACUCGAGUAGUGUGACCUGUUUGGGAGCAAUUAAUUAGGGAUUUAAAAAAAAAAAAGAUGCCUUUCAUGCUCCUUUCCAGGGUGUGUGUGAUUAUGUCCCGCUUUGAUAAGGCUGCUAAUGGAUGGUUACCCAAAAGCAUAAGGACUCAGGGAUACAAAGUACAGGUAACUUUGAGCUGACAGCAGUGCAUACUCCUGAGAGAGUCACCGUAGGUCAGAAUGAUGCCGGCCAAAUCCUGCUUUCCUGUGGAGGUAAUGCAUGUGUAACAGGGCUACAAAUGUGACCAGGGCUGAGGUUUGGGGUUUUUUGAAAAAUGGAAAUGAUCCCAGAUAGCAUUCCGAGUCAAGUACACACGGCAUGUGCGUACGCCGCACCGGGUGCCCUUUCCCAAAAGCCAGCAGGACAGCGCAGACAUCAAUCCCACAGUUUUCCAUAGUUCCUUUUUGCUUUAUUCCAUCUCAUUUCGUUAGGAAAUUCCUCCAAAUCGGGUUGUGCAGUGCAGAAGGGUUUCAAGCCUGCGAGUCCCUAAGGCCACAAGCCCAGGAACUUUGGGAGUUAAGCUUUCCUUGUGGAGGGAAGAGCUCAAAGGCACAGAAUCAUCCUGUGGAAGUCCAUGUCCAGGCCUCUUCCCUAGAGCAAGGAUACGCUGAACUGUGACCUUUAGAUCUGAGUCAGACUGAAGGCUCCCCUCAGGCCUGACUUUCUCUUCUCGAUGCCUUCUCGGUCCUUGUUAAUACCAUCCUUGUACCCAUAAUCAUUCUGAUGUUAAAAAAUGCAUUAUGUUCUUACUGUUUCAUUUCUGGCAUUAAUAAAAGUCUUAUAAGGGGGAA
Molecule: messenger RNA, 5250 nt
Organism: Callorhinus ursinus (northern fur seal)
Lineage: Eukaryota; Metazoa; Chordata; Mammalia; Carnivora; Otariidae
Gene: GAB3
Product: GRB2 associated binding protein 3
Biological process (GO): signal transduction
Cellular component (GO): cytoplasm
Molecular function (GO): signaling adaptor activity
Source: RefSeq, a predicted model, not a curated record